Molecule: messenger RNA, 5775 nt
Organism: Balaenoptera acutorostrata (minke whale)
Lineage: Eukaryota; Metazoa; Chordata; Mammalia; Artiodactyla; Balaenopteridae
Gene: ZFP64
Product: ZFP64 zinc finger protein
Exons: 9
Coding region: 541-2478 (645 amino acids)
Biological process (GO): regulation of gene expression
Cellular component (GO): nucleus
Source: RefSeq, a predicted model, not a curated record
CCCAACUGCAGCCCGACUCGGUCCUCUCUGCAAACCACCCAGGCGACCCGGGGGCGACACGGCUGCCCGGCCACAGUGGGGACCAGACGCCCAGGGCUGCAGGUGCAAAGGCGCCAGAGCCGGGGAGGCCAAACGCGCCGGCCCAGACCGCAGGGGUGUGAGCGGGGCGCCGGCUGCCGCAGCCCGGGGUGCGCAUCCCUCUCCGCCCGUGGUCGCCCAACCCGCGGAGACGCGUGUGCGCCAUCCGGCUCCCGGGGGAUUCCGCGGGUGCAGGGCUUCGCGGCCCGGGCAUCGGGAUUGGCCCGCUGCUUCCCCCGGGAGCCGCUGAUGCAAAGGCAGGUUGGGGCGGCCGAACCCGGCCAGCGCCCUCUAGGCAGCGGAAGUGGAGCUUGCUUUACAUCCGUCCUCCCCGCCUCUCAGAGUUGGGAGAAGGAAGGCUGGGGGGUGUGGAAAAAUAAAAGGAAAAGUCCUUGCACCAUGUAGACCCGCGCCCCCCUACCCUGGCACCCCGGCCGGCCGGGAACCUCCCAGUCUGCGGCCAUGAACGCGAGCAGCGAGGGCGACAGCUUCCCGGGCUCGGUGCAAAUUCCAGGUGGCACAACAGUGCUGGUUGAGCUGACUCCCGACAUCCACAUCUGCGGCAUCUGCAAGCAGCAGUUUAACAACCUGGACGCCUUUGUAGCUCACAAGCAGAGCGGCUGCCAGCUGACCGGCACAUCUGGGGCGGCGCCCAGCACGGUACAGUUUGUAUCAGAGGAGACGGUGCCUGCCACCCAGACUCAGACCACCACACGAACCAUCACCUCGGAGACCCAGACGAUCACAGUUUCAGCUCCAGAAUUUGUUUUUGAACAUGGCUAUCAAACGUAUCUACCCACGGAAAGCAAUGAAAACCAGACAGCCACUGUCAUCUCUCUCCCUGCCAAGUCACGAGCCAAAAAGCCCACGGCCCCAACUGCUCAGAAGAGGCUUAACUGUUGCUAUCCAGGUUGCCAAUUCAAGACUGCCUAUGGCAUGAAGGACAUGGAGCGUCAUUUAAAAAUCCACACGGGAGACAAACCCCACAAGUGUGAAGUCUGCAGCAAGUGCUUCAGCCGGAAGGAUAAGCUGAAGACCCACAUGCGGUGCCACACGGGCGUGAAGCCCUACAAGUGCAAGACGUGUGACUACGCCGCCGCGGACAGCAGCAGCCUCAACAAGCACCUGCGGAUACAUUCCGACGAGCGGCCCUUCAAAUGCCAGAUCUGCCCGUACGCCAGCCGCAACUCCAGCCAGCUCACCGUGCACCUCCGGUCCCACACAGCUUCAGAACUAGAUAAUGAUGUUCCAAAACCAACUUAUCCCUCCGCUGACAGCAGUGAUACCCAGAAAGCCCCUGUCACAGCUCUUCCCUCCGAGUCAAAGGAACAAACAGCGACCCUUGGGGAGAGGACCUUCAACUGCUGCUAUCCAGGUUGCCACUUCAAAACUGUUCAUGGCAUGAAAGAUUUGGACCGCCAUCUAAGAAUUCACACGGGAGACAAACCACACAAGUGUGAGUUCUGUGACAAGUGCUUCAGCCGGAAGGACAACCUGACCAUGCACAUGCGGUGUCACACCAGCGUGAAGCCCCACAAGUGUCACCUGUGUGACUACGCUGCCGUGGACAGCAGCAGCCUCAAGAAGCACCUGCGGAUACAUUCCGACGAGCGGCCGUACAAAUGCCAGCUCUGCCCGUACGCCAGCCGCAACUCCAGCCAGCUCACCGUCCACCUCCGGUCCCACACAGGGGACACCCCCUUCCAGUGCUGGCUCUGUAGCGCCAAGUUCAAAAUCAGCUCGGACUUGAAAAGGCACAUGAUCGUGCACUCGGGGGAGAAGCCUUUCAAGUGCGAGUUCUGCGACGUCCGCUGCACCAUGAAGGCGAACCUCAAGUCACACGUCCGCAUCAAGCACACCUUCAAGUGCCUGCACUGCGCCUUCCAGGGCCGGGACCGGGCCGACCUCCUGGAGCACAGCCGGCUGCACCAGGCCGACCACCCCGAGAAGUGCCCCGAAUGCAGCUACUCCUGCUCCAGUGCCGCCGCCCUGCGCGUGCACAGCCGGGUCCACUGCAAGGACCGCCCCUUCAAGUGCGACUUCUGCAGCUUCGACACCAAGCGGCCCAGCAGCCUGGCCAAGCACAUCGACAAGGUGCACAGGGACGAGACCAAAACAGAGAACCGGGCCCCGCCGGGCAGGGAAGGGCCCCGAGAGAGCGGUGGCCAGCACGUGGCCCAGAUAGUGACCCAGCGGGCCUUCCGCUGCGAGACCUGCGGCGCCUCCUUUGUCAGGGGCGACUCUCUGCGGUGCCACAAGAAGCAGCACAGUGACCACGGUGAGAACAAGAACUCGGGCUUGGUCACCUUCCCGCCCGAGAGCAGUGCCUCGGGGCAGCUGGGCACCCUGGUCUCCGUGGGGCAGCUCGAGACGUCCCUGGAGCCCAGCCAGUGCCUCUAGUUCCGCCAGGGAGGGUGGGCAGCCGUCCGGAAUGCCAGACACGCGCCCCUGCCUGGUCCCCUGCACUCAGGCCGUCGAGCCAGACUUGAGUCACCAGCUGCGGGGACACCUGCUCCAGCUUAAUAGGCCCGCAGAGGCCAUGGCCCCAGUCACCGUGGCCUGAGGGCAGGCAGGCGCCAAGGCAACGCUGUGGAGACCCUCCCCCAUCCGUGUCCCUGUCUUCCCUCCAAGAAUCGUCUAAGCAGGUUGUCUCGGUUCCAAGGUGGGGGGCGUCCAUCGAGCACUGCGCCCUCCAAUAGGGAUAGUUUCUUCGCGAUGGAUUCCAGUUCUAAAACCGAUCCAUCUCUGAUGGAAUUAUGAAACUAAUCAGACCACAUGGAAAAACUAAUACUACACUCAUCUGUAGAGCGGGAAAGGUGAAGGCGAUGGCGGGGUACCUGGAGGGUCUGGGGUGGCCGGAAAAGUUCUGUUUCUUAACCUGGGUGGUGGUUUAUGAGUAUUCGCCUUCUACGUUUUUUGUGUGGUUCCUUUUAUCUGUUGUCUUAUAAUAAAAAGCAAGCUCAUCUGUAGAAUGGUGUAAGAGGGACACUCCAUUUUUAUGGUCUCCCAUAGACAGGUUAUGGUGUGGGGUUCUGCGGCGCUGCCCCGGCCCCAUAGUAAUUUUCUCUAUAAAUGCACGUAGGAGCUCUGUGUCUUAGUGCUGUAGUGAAGCGAAAUGCAGUUUGAUCUGUAGGUGGCGCCAAAGAUCAAGCUGACGCUAGCUCAGCCUGUAAUUGUGUGUUGUGAAAUUCAACCUUGGCCUACUUCUGUUCAUAAAAAGAGAUGAGGGGCCCAGUGGGUCCUGGGCUUGGUUCUGGGACAUAUGAUGCGUGGGAAAGCCUGAGACUAGUGUCUUUCAUCACAGUAAGCCCUUGGUGUUUGCUGAACCAACAAACGAGAAACCCCAAACCUCUUGUAAAUGGACAUUUCACUUGACGGAAACUUAGGAGGCCAUGGAAUGCCAGUGGAUAUAUAAUUUAUCCAAAGUUGCUUUGUUCUUUUCUUCAAAUACAGUCUUUGUUUAAUACAAAUUCUUGUGUGCCCUCAUCAAGCUAAACAUCUGUGCUUUUAAAACAUUGAAUAGAUCCAUUGUUUUUGAUAAACUAGAAACAAGGAUGUGAAAACAUUUUUUUAUAGAUUGUAUGCAGGGGACUAUGUCACUUAUGAAAUAGAGGUACAGAACUUAUUUUAGAAAUUUUGUUUGAACAAAUCUGAUUCCAUUUAAGUCUGACUUCAGGCGAGUUAUAACGCACUGUUGGAUCUUUUUGUAAGAAGAAAAGAUGAAAAUGAUAGAGAGAAUUAAUCAUUUCUUUGCUUUAGAGCUAUUUUUGGUUGUUCAGAAGUGUUUUGUUACUGAAUGCUGGUGCAUUGUACAGAUUCUUUUGUCACCUUUCUGCCGUUUGUCAAAGAGUCUUAUCUGUGUUUCUGUUCUAGUAACAGAAGGGCUGUUGACCUUUCAAGUGGGAACCGAUAGAUCGAAAUCGUAGAGACAUUGCUUGUACUUCUGGUGUUAUAGCUCUUCAGAUAAACAGGAAAAAUAUCAGCCUCUUUAGAAGACAUUUUUUCACACCUGUAUGGGCAUCAAGGGUCUUGGAUCCACGCUGGUAUCACAGCAAAUUUGGUUGCCCAGUAGAGCGGAGGUCAGCAAAAAGUUUGGGAUCAGAUAGUAAAUAUUUGAGGCAUUAUGGAGCCAUUAGGUCUGCUUCGUGACUAAGCUCUCUGCACAAAAGCAGCCAGACUAUAAGAAAAAGAACAUGUCUGUGUUCCAGCAAAACUUUAUAAAAUGAGGAUGAGACUUAAAAUAUACAGCUAAUCACCAAAUAAAGCUGGGAAGCAGCCAUAGUAGGUAAGAGGCCACUGACAUGGUUUCUGCACCCAGCUCUGUUUCGCAAGGUCAGUAUGGAUCUGAAAGGGGAAAUUGAUUAAUGAAUAUGUUUGCAGUUUGACGUCACCUGGACCAGGGGUUGGCGAACUUUUUCAGUAAAAGACCAGAUAGUAAAUUUUGGGGGCUUUGCUGGCCUUAGUCUCUGUUGAAACUACUCAACUCUGUUCACCUCUGUGGCACAAUCACUCAACUCUGCCAUUGUCACCGAAGCAGCCGUAGAUAACAGGUAAGUGAAUGGGUAUAGCUGUGUGCCAAUAAAACUUUAUCUACAAAAAGCAGGCCAUGAUUUGGAGGGCCAUCUUUUGCUGACCCCUGAGCUGGGCUAUUGAGUGCAAGCAACGGGGUAAUUGCUGAUGGGUGAAAACAGGAGAAAUACUGAGAAUGCCAAGUUUCCUGGGAUCCCUUUAAGGAAGGUACAGCUUCGUGCAAGAGAUAGGCAAGUUCCAGCUUAGGCACUGGGAAAAGCUGCGUCCUUUUGAUCCUUAGGCAGUGUAGCUAUAAAAUCUCCAGUGAAGAGUCCAGAAAUCAAGAUGUUACCCUCUUGCUCUCCUCUGAUUAAGGUUUCUUGCUGCCUUCUAAACAUUGCAGAACAUGAAUUUUUUGUUUGUGCCUGGGUUUAAUUUCUUAAAAAAGUAUGCUCCUCAAUUUCUGUUGCUGUGUUGUUGUGAGUCCUUACUCUGAGCCAGACACUGUGCUGAGAACGUGACCUGUGUUAACUCAUCUACUUCUCCCAGGUGCCAUCCAGAGCUGGAACUAGGGUGAGACAAGGGAGGCACUUGCCUAGGGCACUCAAAACUCAGUAAGCACUCGUUUUAAAGCAGUAUUUUUUUAAUUGGAAAACUAUGGCCCACAGGUCAGCUGCUUUGUUUUUGUAAAUGAAGUUUUAUUAGCAGUUGGCCUGGGAAUUAAGGCAGGACCAUGCAGGGGCAGACUUGGGCCUAUCUUUAAGAGUGUGAUGUUUUUGUUCAUUGUGGACUUUUCUGCGUUACGUUUGGUUUUUAGGAAAAUUGCAUUAAAAUAGUCACCUUGAUCAGUGAGAUUUUUGGUACCACUUUCUAUUUGCACCAGAGGGGAUUGCCUCAACCACCUCACCCUAGUCUCUGCCUCUUGUUCGGAUACAAAGGUGAAGAAACUUCUAGAACAGAGUUGGGUGUCAGUCCCAGGCAGUGUAGCUCCAGAGUCCACAUUUUUAACCAAAGCACUAGGCUGGGUUUCCAAUUUUAAAGUAUACAUAUUUUGUUAGAGUAAUAAGUUGAUCUGAGUAAGGUGAUGACAGAACCAUCCAAAAGGAGCCUUCUUUUGUUAAAAGGUAACAGGGUUGAGGAGAAAGGAGGUAAGAACAACCCUGCCUCUGGCACUACUGUCUAGCUGAC